AUGCCGCACGUCUCAGCAGAGUUGGCACGCAAACUGCGCGCAGCUGGCCAAGGCCACGUGCUCAAGUUCGAUGACGCGGGUGACCUUUCGGCUCUCGAGGCGCAGAGACUGUCGGAAGAGCUCGAAGAACUCGAUCUGGAGCGCCUGCAGCGCAUGUUCCAAGCGUCGACGCAAGUAAAGGUGGUUGAAAAGGGAAAUAUUGAGCCUCUGGUGGACUACGAUCUGCUGGAACAAUGUUCGGGUGAGGACAAACAGCGAUGGGUACACCUCGGCAUGGAAGCAAUCAGUCGAGGACAAGUGUGUGCUUUGGUGUUGAGUGGCGGUCAAGGCACGCGACUUGGCUUUGCGGGUCCCAAAGGCAUGUACGACAUUGGACUACCGUCGGGGAAGUGUCUUUUCCAGCUGUUUGCUGAGAGGCUGUUGGCUCUGGAGCUUCUAGCAGCAAAGCAGUUCCCGACACGUCUCCGAAGUGAGAUUCGACUUCCAUUCUUCGUGAUGACCAGCAAGAUGAAUCACGACACGACUGUCGCGUACUUUCGAAAGCAUGACUUCUUUGGACUGAACGAGUCGCAGAUGUUUUUCUUUUCACAAGGCACUCUGCCGUGCUUUACGAUCGAUGGAAAACUGAUUCUGGAGAGUGCGUGUAAGCUGGCGACAGCGUCGGACGGUAAUGGUGGCGUCUACAAAGCUCUUCAGUCUAGUGGAGCGCUUGCUGAACUGCAAACGCGUGGUGUGAAGUACUUGCACGUCUUCUCUGUGGACAAUGCAUUGUGCAAGGCGGCCGAUCCGACUUUUAUCGGGUACUGCAUCGACAAGCAAGCUGAUUGUGGUAACAAGGUGGUCUGGAAGACGCGACCCGAUGACUGCGUCGGUGUCUUGGCAAAACGAAAUGACCGUUUCUGCGUCAUCGAGUACUCGGAGAUUGACCGUGACAUGGCCGAGCGUGUGGAUCCUCGCACAGGCAAGUUGGUGUUCGGAGCAGCCAACAUUUGCAAUCACUUCUACACGAUUGAUUUCUUGGUGCGCGUGGUGCUCCCAGCAUCGAGUCUCCAGUACCACGUGGCUCACAAAAAGGUGCCUAUGGCUGACGAUACCGGAGCAACGUAUGCUCCUACGAGCAACUCGGGCAUCAAACUGGAGGCUUUCAUUUUCGACGUCUUCCCGCUAUCGUCGCGCAUGGCGGUGCUUUCUGUGCCUCGCGAGACUGAGUUUGCGCCGGUCAAAAACCCUCCUGGAGACCCUAUUGACUCGCCUGACAGUGCUCGUCAACUGAUGCACGAUGGAGGGAAAGCGUGGCUACUCGCAGCGGCUACCGCGACUCUGACUGCCCGCGAGGCUGACAAGUUUGCGCACGAGGUGUUGGACAAAUCUGGAUACAUUGAGAUCUCGCCACUGGUCUCGUAUAGCGGUGAAGGAUUAGAGGUGUGUGUGAAAUCCCUGAUGGAGGAGGGUGUACCUCAGCAGAUCAUUCGGCUGGAGACGAACUCAACACCCUGA
Molecule: messenger RNA, 1497 nt
Organism: Hyaloperonospora brassicae
Lineage: Eukaryota; Oomycota; Peronosporomycetes; Peronosporales; Peronosporaceae
Source: the annotation of a GenBank genome assembly